Messenger RNA from Suhomyces tanzawaensis NRRL Y-17324, 543 nucleotides. RefSeq names its product cyclophilin-like protein. Gene Ontology annotation, biological process: protein peptidyl-prolyl isomerization. The record is from RefSeq and is a predicted model, not a curated record. The transcript is spliced from 2 exons. Gene Ontology annotation, cellular component: catalytic step 2 spliceosome. Gene Ontology annotation, molecular function: peptidyl-prolyl cis-trans isomerase activity. Bases 1 to 543 code for a protein of 180 amino acids. Lineage: Eukaryota; Fungi; Ascomycota; Pichiomycetes; Serinales; Debaryomycetaceae.
AUGUCACUAACGAUCUGGACCCGAACAGGACCCUUGAAGGUCCAACUCCACUACGACGCCCACGAUGCCUCCCAACGCAAGCAUGGCGAGAACUUCCUCGUCCAUUGCGCAAUGGGCACCUACUCAGGAGUGAGAAUCUUGCGGUAUAUCCCCAACUUUAUCCUCCAAACAGGCGACAGUUCCAACACAGGAAAACAGUCCAGUCCUGCCAACCCCAGCCAUGUCUACACUGCCAUUGAAGUGAAGUCCCAGGCGGCCCCGCUGGCGAAACGAGGCUCUAUCUAUGCCGUGAAUAACCCAGCUACUGAGGACGGAUUGGGGUCGCAGUUUUUUUUCGUACUUUCAGAGGCCCAUAGCCUGCUGAUCACACAAGACAACUACACUUAUUUGGGGGAGGUGAUUGACGGGCUCGACACACUCUCCAAGAUCGAGCACGACGAACAAUUGAGUGCGGGAAAGAACGGCAAGGUCAAGGGCUACUGGAAGAGCGAGGCGUGGAUCGACGAUGUCACAGUCCACUACAACCCGUUUGCAGUCGCCUGA